Messenger RNA from Aspergillus niger, 1113 nucleotides. RefSeq lists its product as uncharacterized. Gene Ontology annotation, cellular component: cytoplasm. Gene Ontology annotation, molecular function: hydrolase activity, acting on ester bonds. NCBI's taxonomy places the organism in Eukaryota, Fungi, Ascomycota, Eurotiomycetes, Eurotiales, Aspergillaceae. The coding region runs from base 1 to 1113 and encodes 370 amino acids. The transcript is spliced from 5 exons. The record is from RefSeq and is a predicted model, not a curated record.
AUGUUGCGCGGCCAUCUUCUACUGCUAGCAAUCGGCUGGGCUGGAGUGCUACAUGCCCUACCCAACCCGCAAAGACGAGGAACCAUCAACAAGCGCCUGCAGUUCACCUCCAAUGGUACCUUCCAACUUACCGUGUUCGAGGAUCUCCAUUACGGAGAGGCGGAGGACACCGACUGGGGCCCGGAGCAAGAUGUCGAGAGUCGCACCGUCAUCAACACCGUCCUGGACCACGAAAGUCCUCAGCUGGUAAUUCUGAAUGGCGACCUCAUCACGGGAGAAGACACCUUCCUGUCCAAUGCCACGGACUACGUCGAUGAAAUCGUGGCUCCACUCGUCCAACGAAACCUACUGUGGGCGUCCACCUACGGCAACCAUGACAGCGACUACAACCUCUCCCGCAAUGCUAUCCUGGACCGAGAGCGGACCUAUCCCAACAGUCUGACUACCAGCAUGGUUUUGGGCAAGCUGGCAGGUGUGUCGAAUUACUACUUGCCUGUGUACCCGUCCGAUGCAUCCCAGAGCACCCCAGCAGUCAUCCUGUGGUUCUUCGAUAGUCGCGGAGGGAACUAUUACCAGGAGCUCGAGGGCGGGAGUGAAGUGGUGUCAUGGUUCGUGGAAACCAAUCUGAAUCUCACAGCGCAGUAUGGGAGAGUAGUACCUUCGCUUGCCUUUUACCAUAUUCCCGUCAACGCCAUGUUGGCCUUUCAAAAGCAAGGCGUCGACACCCAUGAAGAGCCGGGCAUCAAUGCAGACGAUCCCCUCGAUCAGCAGGGAGCAGCGAGCGGGCAGGCGCUGCUCAAUACCAAAGGGCUCUUGGCAACCUUCAGCGGUCAUGACCAUGGCGACGAUUGGUGCUUCAAGUGGGACUCCAAGCUCCCCGGGAUGAACCUGACCGGGAACGGGCUGAACAUGUGCUUUGGCCGCCACAGUGGCUACGGUGGAUACGGUUCGUGGACCCGAGGCGCCCGGCAGAUCCUCCUGGACGAGAGGACUCUGAGCACACAGUUGUCCACCUGGAUCCGGUUGGAAGAUGGAUCGGUUUCGGGCAGUGUCAACCUCAAUGCCACGUACGGUGAGGAUGCGUAUGCCGCUGUGCCAACAACGUAUACGUGA